AUGGCUUGGACACCGGCCCUCGUUUCAUUCCUCUUACUCACCCUGCCAAGUGUUGGGGCCUCCCCAAGCCAAAGCUCCUCCUACGCCAAUGGCUGCGCUGGCUUGAAACAGAGAGUACAACUCCCCAAUGCGACGGUUCACCUCUCUGAGGUUGUCAAGGCCGGCACAAAUUUGACCUUUCCCAACUACGACCCGACUUGCACUCUCACGUCUCAGGUUGUCAAGUCCGACAUCUGCCGCCUCUCAUUCGACGUUGCCACCAGCUCUGAUAGCAGUGUUCGCUUUGAGGCUUGGCUUCCUUUGGACUGGAGUGGUCGAUUCUUGGGUGUUGGGAACGGAGGAUUGGGAGGCUGCUUCAAGUAUGAUGAUCUCAACUACGGCUCCUCACAUGGCUUCGCGACCAUUGGCACAAACAACGGCCAUGACGGAAAUCAAGGGAAGCCUUUCUACAAGCAUCCAGGCGUUGUCGAAGAUUACGCAUAUCGUGCCAUUCACCUAGAGGCAGUCCUCGGCAAGAAGAUCGUUCAGACAUUUUACGGCACUCGACAUAAGAAGUCCUACUACCUGGGCUGCUCGACAGGCGGAAGACAAGGCUUUAAGGAGGCUCAAGAGUUCCCCGAAGACUUCGAUGGCAUCGUUGCAGGCGCGCCUGCUUUUGACAUGACGGCUCUAUUUUUCUGGACUGGCUAUCUUCCCAAGGUCCUUGGAAAGCCAGGAUCUCCAAGUUACCUUGGCGCCGCUGAGUGGAACGCUGUCUACAAUGAUAUUCUCGAACAGUGUGAUGAGCUAGACGGUGUCAAAGACGGUGUCAUCGAGGACCCUGAUCUCUGCCAAUACCGACCCGAAGCCCUCAUCUGUGGAAAACGCAAGGGCAAGACCUGUCUAACGGGCGCGCAAGCUGCUGCUGUCAGGGAUGUUCUGUCACCUGCCUAUGGCCCAGAGGGAGAGCUGGUUUACCCAAGACUUCAGCCUGGCAGUAACGUUACCGACCGAUUGGUGUCUAACCAGCCGUUUGGCUACCUUCUCGACUGGAUGCGUUAUGUUGUCAGGGAGGACCCCUCGUGGGAUCCCUGGACUUUCAACGUCAAUGACUGGGUUCAGCUGUCCGGAAGGGACGACUACGGUGUCAAGACCUGGAACGGUGACCUGAGUCGAGUUCGCGACCGAGGAGCCAAGAUCAUUCACUUCCACGGCCUUCAAGAUCCUCUCAUCAGCAGCGACAACUCGGCUCGGUACUACGAUCACGUUAGUCGAACGAUGGAGCUGUCAUCUAAGGAACUAGACGAGUUUUACCGGUAUUUCCGCAUCUCCGGCAUGGCUCACUGCCGAGGAGGAACUGGAGCCAACAAGAUUGGAAACAACUUGGAUACGCUCGAUAAGUAUGAGCCAGAGAGCAACGUACUGGCAGCCAUUGUCAACUGGGUUGAGAAGGGCAAGGCACCAGAGUCUGUUUUGGGUACGCAGUAUGCGUUGACGGGGAGCAAGGAGAAGGUUGCCUCGAGAAGACACUGUCGAUGGCCACGACGCAAUGUGUAUAUUGGAGGUGAUUCGACGUCUCCCAAGAGCUGGCGAUGUGAGUAA
Fusarium keratoplasticum is the source of this 1581-nucleotide messenger RNA. RefSeq names its product Carboxylic ester hydrolase. Bases 1 to 1581 code for a protein of 526 amino acids. The record is from RefSeq and is a predicted model, not a curated record. The transcript has a single exon. Lineage: Eukaryota; Fungi; Ascomycota; Sordariomycetes; Hypocreales; Nectriaceae.